ACUUGUAGCGAAUAGCUCCUUCCUAACAAGCUGCAGAGCUUAAAAUCUUUUUUGGACAUUUGAUUCUAUUCAGUUUAGUGUCAGACUAGGUACAUACAUACUUUGACGUGUGCUCUGAUUAUUUCACAUGUCUCCUCGUGAGAAGACUGAUACAUUCGCUAACUAAAGAAGUAACGGUGCCGAUGAAGUUCAUGAUCUGCUGGGGAUACAGACAGUUAAACAAGAGGCUUAUAGUGCCCUUCCACCUUGUUAUUGGAUUUGGUUAUGUUGCUUAACCUUCUGGGUCUACAUUUUCUCAUAAAACAAGAAGAUUGGAUUAGAUGAUCUCUGAGAACUUGCCAGCUCUAACAUUCUGGGAUCAUUGCUAGGGAAGAACUCUGGGUACCAUAAGGAACACAGCGUAUGUGAUGAUGGCUCAGAUCCUAAGAUCUCAUCUGAGAAGUGCUUCAGUGAUUCCUAACCGAAUGAAAAUGGGUCCAUAUCUUGGUGUCACAAGAACUAGAAUGAUGUCAACCCAUAAAUCCAAAAGGAAUAUGAGAGAAUAUUAUGGGCUGCUGAACCUGGAUGAAGGCUGUUCUGCAGAUGAUGUCAGGGAAUCUUUUCGUAAGCUUGCCAAGCAAUACCAUCCAGACGGUGGCUCUAGUACUGCUGAUUCUGCAACGUUUAUAAGGAUUGAAGAAGCUUACAGGAAGGUACUUUCGCACGUGAUAGAACAGACAAAUGCCAGACAGAGUAAAGUUGAAGACACAGAAGAAGAAGAAGAAAAAUUCAAAUAUAAAACACCCCAACACCGGCAUUACUUAAGUUUUGAGGGUAUUGGUUUUGGGACUCCGAGUCAACGAGAGAAGCAGUACAGGCAGUUUAGAGCAGACCGUGCAACUGAACAAGUGAUGGAAUACCAAAAGCAGAAACUGCAAAGCCAGUAUUUCACUGAUAGUGUCACUGUUAAAGAUGUAAGACACAGUAAGGAACGAAAGAUAACUCAGGCAAUAGAGCGUUUGGUGGAGGAUCUCAUUCAGGAAUCAAUGGCAAAAGGAGACUUUGACAAUCUCAGCGGGAAAGGAAAACCUCUGAAAAAAUUUUCUGGCUGUUCAUAUAUUGAUCCUAUGACUCACAACCUGAACAGAAUAUUGAUAGAUAAUGGAUACCAACCAGAAUGGAUCCUAAUGCAAAAGGAAAUAAAGGAUACCAUUGAUCAACUCAGAGAGGCAAUUUUAGUGUCGAGGAAAAAACUUGGGACUCCAAUGACAUCAGCUGAACAGAAACAGUGGAACCAAGUUUGUGAGCAGUUUCAAGAAAACAUCAAAAAGCUAAAUAAGCGAAUUAAUGAUUUUAAUUUAAUUGUUCCCCUUCUGACCAGGCAGAAGGUCCAUUUUGAUGCACAGAAAGAAAUUGCCAGAACCCAGGAAAUAUACAUGACCCUUAUAAAAACAAAAGAAGUCAAGGAUAAAAACCCAUAUAACAUUGAUCCGGGAGAAGGAGAGAAAACACCUGGAGUUAAGACCAGUUUCUUUAACUGGAUGAAUGUGUGGAAAUUUAUUAAAAUAUGACCAUCUCAAUGUUCACAGUACUGCCCCAAA
Molecule: messenger RNA, 1580 nt
Organism: Odocoileus virginianus texanus
Lineage: Eukaryota; Metazoa; Chordata; Mammalia; Artiodactyla; Cervidae
Source: RefSeq, a predicted model, not a curated record